Messenger RNA from Silurus meridionalis, 807 nucleotides. RefSeq names its product claudin-like protein ZF-A89. Bases 54 to 686 code for a protein of 210 amino acids. The transcript has a single exon. NCBI's taxonomy places the organism in Eukaryota, Metazoa, Chordata, Actinopteri, Siluriformes, Siluridae. Gene Ontology annotation, molecular function: structural molecule activity. Gene Ontology annotation, cellular component: bicellular tight junction; plasma membrane. Gene Ontology annotation, biological process: cell adhesion; bicellular tight junction assembly. The record is from RefSeq and is a predicted model, not a curated record.
CAGGCGUUUGUGAAGCGUUGUAUUUUGUGAACCAGUGACAAAGAAAAGAAACAAUGGCUGCUUCAGGUCUACAAGUUCUGGGUUUAACUCUGGCGUUUCUCGGCUUGAUUGGUGAAAUCGUCAUCUGUGCUCUUCCCAUGUGGCGAGUAACUGCGUUCAUCGGGCAGAACAUCGUGACCGCGCAGACCUUCUGGGAGGGCCUGUGGAUGAAUUGCGUGAUGCAGAGCACAGGCCAGAUGCAGUGCAAGGUCUACGACUCCAUGCUGGCUCUGCCGCAGGACCUGCAGGCCGCGCGCGCACUCGUAGUCAUCGCCAUCCUGCUGACGCUGUUCGGUCUCCUGCUUGCGGUCGCCGGGGGAAAGUGCACGAACUGCAUCGAGGACGAACCCACCAAGGCGCGCGUGUCCGUGGCGGCUGGCGUGUUCUUCCUAGUGGGUGGUGUUCUGUGCUUGAUUCCUGUGUGCUGGUCGGCUCACACAGUCAUCAUGGAUUUCUACAACCCCACACUGGCGGACGCGCAGAAGCGCGAGCUCGGCGCGUCGUUGUUCAUUGGCUGGGGCGCUGCCGGGCUGCUGCUUCUCGGGGGCGCGCUUUUCUGCUGCCAGUGUCCGAAAAACGAAUAUCGAGGUUAUUCGGCCAAGUACACCGCACCGAGGGCAAACACAAACGGUGGCAACUAUGUGUAAAGGCUACCCAACGCUUUACCUUAUUGACUGUGAAUCUGUUGAGUGACUAUUGUGGUGUUUAAUGAAUUUAUUUUUUUUUAACUUAAAUUUUUACUAAAUAAACAGGUUUUUAUGCAACAUU